Molecule: messenger RNA, 781 nt
Organism: Cloeon dipterum
Lineage: Eukaryota; Metazoa; Arthropoda; Insecta; Ephemeroptera; Baetidae
Product: small ribosomal subunit protein eS10-like
Exons: 5
Coding region: 160-633 (157 amino acids)
Cellular component (GO): cytosolic small ribosomal subunit
Molecular function (GO): RNA binding; structural constituent of ribosome
Source: RefSeq, a predicted model, not a curated record
AACAUGGCUGCGUUAUCCAUGCGACUGACACGGACUUAAUAACCACGCCUCCUUUGUCCUUUGAUCAGUUGCAUUUGCCCGAGUAGCAAGCGCAUAUGCCGCACAUUUGAUUUUCAGAUUUUCAUCCUUCUAUGGUGUAGACAUCUAAAGCUAUCCAAGAUGCUGAUGUCCAAGAAGGAUCGUUUGGCCAUCUAUGAGUACCUUUUCAAGGAAGGUGUGAUGGUGGCCAAGAAGGAUUUCCACGCACCGAAGCACCCCGAACUGGAGGCCAUUAGCAAUCUCCAUGUUAUCAAGGCCAUGCAGUCGUUGAAGAGCCGAGGGUUGGUAAAUGAACAGUUCGCCUGGAGGCACUACUAUUGGUACCUCAACAACGAGGGCAUCAACUACCUUAGGACUUUCCUCCACCUUCCCCCAGAGAUUGUUCCUGCCACUUUGAAGAGGCAGACUAGGACAGAGGCUGCAAGGCCGCGCCCCUCAGCACCCAAGUCGGAUUCUUCUAAAAUGACGGAAGAUCGAGCGGCUUACAGAAAGGGACCUGGCGCUCCCGACAAGAAGGCCGAAGUUGGCGCUGGAGCUGCCGAGAUCGAUUUCCGCGGAUUUGGACGUGGACGAGGUGCUCCUCCCCCACAGUAAUCCAUUACUUAUGCGUAUUUCUAUAAAAAAAAUGUUUCAUUAUUAAAGGAAACAAAUAAAAAAAUCACACUGUGUUCAUAAUAAUUAAUUUAACUGUCCGAACUCACAUUGAUUUUGUGACUGUUGAAAAUAAAGUUGCUCUAAAUUA